Molecule: messenger RNA, 742 nt
Organism: Anthonomus grandis grandis
Lineage: Eukaryota; Metazoa; Arthropoda; Insecta; Coleoptera; Curculionidae
Product: gamma-interferon-inducible lysosomal thiol reductase-like
Exons: 3
Coding region: 85-708 (207 amino acids)
Molecular function (GO): oxidoreductase activity, acting on a sulfur group of donors, disulfide as acceptor
Source: RefSeq, a predicted model, not a curated record
CUUUAUCAGUACCACUAGAAAAUCUAUAUAUAAUUGAGAAAUUGAUAUACUGUAUUUAUAUUCUACAUUUAAAAUAUAAAAAAAAUGGUUUUCUUUAUUACUAUCUGUUUUUUAGGGUUAUAUGCUUUUAAUGUUAAUGGAUUAAAAGUCGAAGAUAGGGUCCAAGUGCAAGUAUAUUACGAGUCCUUAUGCCCUUACAGUAUUGACUUUAUCGUAAAUCAAUUGUAUCCUGGAUUUUUGACUAUUGGAAGUGACAAAAUCAAUUUGGAGCUCAUUCCUUACGGACAUGCCACUGAAUCCUUAAUUAAUGGCACUAAAACCUUCAAAUGCCAACACGGACCAGCCGAAUGUUACGGUAACAAAAUCCAUUCGUGCGUAAUCGAUUUGUACGACGUGAAUUCGAGUACUCAAUUCAUUUUCUGCGCCGAAGGCUCCGAUUCUCCUACCGAUGAUUCUAAUCUACAAAUAUGCGCAAGAAAUACAAAUGGGAUCUCCUGGUCGGAAAUUGAAGAAUGUAUGAGUAGCGGCAAGGGAGAUGAUUUGCUUUCGGAAAAUGGCAAAAAAACUGCUCUAGUUAAUCCCUUGGGAGUACCAUAUAUCGUCUUUGAUGGCGUUUACUCAGACAAAAAUCAAAAUGCCGCUCAAACGGAUUUUAGGAAGUUUGUGUGUGAUCUGUCGGGAAAUCCUAGUACCGAAUGUAAUAUAUAAUAAAAAAGCAAAAAUUAUAUACUAUAUCCCUUAA